AUGAGCCUUGAUAAGAUGCAGGACGAGAAACUUGAGAAUCGGAGUGGGAGUGAACAGUUGGAAGCGGGGCUCAGCGACGAUGCUAUCUCGAAGAAGGUCUUGUUCAAGUUGGAUGUCCGCAUCCUACCUGUCCUCGCUCUCCUCUUCCUGUGCUCAUUCAUCGACCGCACCAAUGUCGGCAACGCGAAGAUCUUGGGUCUGGAAAGAGAUAUCAAUAUCAACGACCACCAAUACUCCAUCGGAUUGUGCGUCUUCUACGCUACGUACAUUGCCAGUGAGCUGCCGUCGAAUCUGGUGCUCAAGAAGAUGUCACCGAAGAUAUGGCUCCCACUUUUGACAUCGGUGUGGGGGAUCUUGACGAUGUGCCUGGGUUUCGUUACCAACUUCGCGUCGUUUGUUACCGUUCGCGCGUUGCUUGGUUGCGCGGAGGGUGGAUUGUUGCCGGGCAUGGUACUCUACCUUACUGGCUUUUAUCGCAGGCAAGAGUUGGCUUUACGCAUCGGUAUCUUCUACACCGCCGCAUCAUUGUCCGGGGCUUUUGGUGGUCUGCUGGCACGAGCACUCAAUGCGAUUGGCCCUGCUGGAGGGCUCGAAGGUUGGCGGUGGAUAUUUAUAGUGGAAGGACUCUUGACCGUUUUUGUUGGCGUCUGCUCUGCUAUUUUCUUACCCAACUCUAUUGAAUCCGCCAAAUUCUUCACAGCCAACGAGAAGGAGCACGCCCGAUUCCGUCUCGGCGAGCAGAGUGCUUCUCACGAACGCUUCGACUGGGCAGAGGUAAAACGCGGAGUGUUCAACGUCCAAGUCUGGCUCACCGCAACGGCGUACUUUGCCAUCCUAAGCGGACUAUACAGUUUCGGUCUCUUCCUCCCCACCAUCAUCAACAACGGCUUCUCCAAAGAUCCCAACGAAACACAGCUCUGGACCGUCAUUCCCUACGCUGUAGCAUCAGUCUUCACAGUAGCCGUCGCUCUACUAUCCGAUCGUCUCAACUUACGCGGCCCAGUCAUGCUAUGCACACUACCCGUUGCCAUCAUCGGCUACGGCGUCAUAAGCCAGACUACCAACCCCAAGAUUCAAUACGGAAUGACUUUCCUCAUGGCAACUGGCAUGUACGCCACUGUACCUUGUAUCCUGUCCUGGAACAGCAAUAACUCUGCUGGCCACUACAAGCGUGCGACUACGUCUGCACUUCAGCUCGCGAUUGCGAAUGCGGGAGGCUUCGUAGCGAGCUUCGUGUACCCGAAGAGUGAAGCCCCAUACUUUCAUAAGAGUCAUAGUAUUAUGCUGGGCUUGCUUUGCGCGGCCUGGGUGCUGGUUGCAGCCAAUGUUGCGUGGGUAUGGAAGAUUAACAAAGAUAAGGCGAGUGGAAAGUAUGCAGAGUUUGAGGGUAGAGGCGACGACCGUGACCCAGAUUUUAUUAUGGUCAAAUAG
Molecule: messenger RNA, 1431 nt
Organism: Alternaria atra
Lineage: Eukaryota; Fungi; Ascomycota; Dothideomycetes; Pleosporales; Pleosporaceae
Exons: 4
Coding region: 1-1431 (476 amino acids)
Biological process (GO): transmembrane transport
Cellular component (GO): membrane
Molecular function (GO): transmembrane transporter activity
Source: RefSeq, a predicted model, not a curated record